Meira miltonrushii is the source of this 1886-nucleotide messenger RNA. RefSeq names its product V-type ATPase. Gene Ontology annotation, molecular function: ATP binding; proton-transporting ATPase activity, rotational mechanism. The record is from RefSeq and is a predicted model, not a curated record. The coding region runs from base 137 to 1762 and encodes 541 amino acids. The transcript has a single exon. Gene Ontology annotation, cellular component: proton-transporting V-type ATPase, V1 domain. Gene Ontology annotation, biological process: proton transmembrane transport; ATP metabolic process. NCBI's taxonomy places the organism in Eukaryota, Fungi, Basidiomycota, Exobasidiomycetes, Exobasidiales, Brachybasidiaceae.
GGGCUUUACAAUUUCGCUCUCUUUUGCUUGACACGGAAGAGUACGAGAAGGCGGCAUUGAUCAGGCUGACAGGCAGACUUUCACCUAUCUACAUUAUACUUCCUUGGCCAUUGUUUAAGAAAGCCUUGCUGUCAAAAUGGCUGAAGCACGCAUGUCUGAUCGGGAGCUGUUUGAGCUUAACUCAAAAGCAGCUGUGCAAAAUUACGACGUUGAGCCUAGAUUGGAUUAUCGUACUGUUUCUGCCAUUAAUGGUCCUUUGGUCAUCUUGGAUAAUGUCAAAUUCCCUUCAUACAACGAAAUCGUUUCUCUAACUUUGCCUGAUGGCUCACAACGUGGAGGUCAAGUGUUGGAAGUUUCGGGAAAUAAAGCUGUCGUACAAGUGUUCGAAGGUACUUCAGGUAUCGAUGUUCGGGAUACACACAUCGAAUUCACAGGUUCAAGUAUGAAAUUGCCCGUCAGUGAAGACAUGUUGGGUCGUAUCUUCAACGGAUCCGGUAAGCCAAUCGAUAAAGGACCUAAAGUGUUUGCUGAAGAUUACCUGGAUAUCAAUGGAUCUCCCAUCAACCCAUACGCACGUGUCUAUCCUGAAGAAAUGAUUCAAACUGGUAUUAGUACAAUCGAUACAAUGAACAGUAUCGCUCGUGGUCAAAAGAUUCCUAUCUUCAGUGCUGCCGGUUUACCCCACAACGAAAUCGCUGCUCAAAUUUGUCGUCAAGCAGGUUUGGUCAAAAAGGGCGAUCAAGACGGUGCACACGGAUCUAAGCCAAGCAAAGGUAUUCACGAUGAUCACGAAGACAAUUUCAGCAUCGUGUUUGCUGCUAUGGGUGUGAAUAUUGCAACAGCAAGAUUCUUCCGACAAGAUUUCGAAGAGAACGGAAGUUUGGACAGAGUUACUCUUUUCCUCAAUUUGGCAAACGAUCCUACUAUCGAACGUAUUAUCACACCUCGUCUUGCACUUACGACUGCAGAAUACUUUGCUUAUCAAUUGGAGAAGCAUGUGUUGGUCGUUCUGACAGAUAUGACAUCUUAUGCUGAUGCUCUUCGUGAGGUUUCCGCUGCUCGUGAAGAAGUUCCAGGUAGACGUGGUUACCCUGGUUACAUGUACACAGAUUUGUCAACCAUUUACGAACGUGCAGGACGUGUGCAAGGCCGUAAUGGAUCGAUUACUCAAAUUCCUAUUUUGACUAUGCCUAACGAUGAUAUGACCCACCCAAUUCCCGAUUUGACAGGAUACAUUACCGAAGGACAAAUUUAUAUCGAUCGUCAAUUACACAACCGUCAAAUUUACCCACCCAUUCAAGUUUUGGGAUCUUUGAGUCGAUUGAUGAAGAGUGCUAUCGGAGAAGGGAUGACACGUAAGGAUCACGGUGAUGCAUCUAAUUCGUUAUAUGCAUUAUAUGCUACAGGACGUGAUUGUGCAAGUAUGAAAGCAGUCGUUGGUGAGGACGCAUUGAGUGCAGAAGAUAAAUUGAGUCUGGAAUUCUUGGACGCAUUUGAAAAGAGAUUCAUUGCUCAAGGAAGGUACGAGAACCGAACGAUCGUUGAAUCACUUGAUAUCGCCUGGACAUUGAUGAGAAUGUUGCCCAAAGAGAUGUUGACACGUGUUAAUCCCAAGAUUUUGAAGGAAUUCUAUGGUCGUCGUGCACAAGGAAGUUUGAAAAAGGCAGCGGAAGAGGCUGAUCAGGGUGCUAAAGUGGACGCAAACAAGAAGAAGGAUAAAGGAACCCGUGAUGGUGAUUCCAAGUUGGUUGAUGAUGAGUAGUUAACAGCAUUCAUUAUUUCUUUUUAUCCUUGGUUUCCUCCAUUCUCAUUCAUCAGUGUUGGUCGGCAUUAAUUAUUUCAUAUAUCUCAUGAGCAAUCAAUAAACGAUCUUAGAAAUAGCAGAG